ACCAUUAUUUAAAAGAAGAAAAAGUUUUAUUAAUUUUUUUUUUAUCUACAUAAAUAAUUAGUAAAUAUAAAAAUAUAUUUUUACUCCAACUAUGUGACCAAUAUAAAAAUAAUUAUCUUUCGGCCUUCGACGUGUAAAUAAUAUAUUUAUAUAAACUGACUGAAAUGUCUCGACUAGCCGAUUAUUUUGUGGUCGUUGGAUACGAUCAUGAAAAAGAACGGGGUGGAAAGAGCAAAGGAAUUAUUGUUCAACGGUUUCCAGAAAAGGACUGGAAAGAUACGCCAUUUAUUGAUGGAAUUGAAUGGUUCUGUCAACCACAAGGAUGGUCUUUAUCGUCAGAAAGGCAAGAACCUAGAUUUUUUGUUUUUGUUCUUACUGAUGUUGAAGCUGAACGGCAUUAUUGUGCCUGUUUGUGUUUUAAUGAAACUGUAUCAAUUACGCCCAGUAAACCUGUUGAUGAGGCAAAAGAUGGUGUAGUGGAAAAUAUAGCCCUCGUAAGAAACAAUCUAUCAAAUCAAAGACAACAUCACAGCAUUAUGUAUGCUCCUAAAUGUUUGGUUUUAGUAUCAAGACUGGAUUACAUAGAAACAUUUAGAAACUGCUUAGGCAUAAUAUACACAGUCUAUGUAGACAACGUAGAUACUCCAAUAGAAAAUUUAGUUGGAAACAUGUUGGGUUGUAUACAAGUUCCUAAGCCCGGAGGACCACAAGUACGUUUUAGUAUAGGCGCCGGAGAUAGACAAGCUUUACAACCUCCGUUGUCUCCUACCUUACCCGUUACCAAAAGUGCAGUUUACCUGCUCUUCCAAGAACUGGGUAUUCAUAAUGUUGUUGUGUUAUUUUGUGCUGUUAUGACCGAACAUAAAGUUUUAUUGACUUCUAGAAGUUAUACUAGACUUACUGAAGGUUGUGCUGCUCUUGCAGCAUUGAUGUAUCCAUUUAAGUACAGCCACGUUUAUAUUCCAUUGUUACCUGCUGGAUUGGUCGAAGUCUUAUCGACACCAACUCCAUUUUUAAUGGGAGUUCAUGCAUCUUUAAAAAUGGAUAUAUCGGAACAAAUGGAUGUAAUAGUUGCCGACUUGGAUGGCGGUAGUAUUCUCGUACCGGACAGCAUAAGCCUUCCACUUCUUCCUGAACCACUACUAACACAAACUCAGGAUUGUUUAAGUCUUGUGUUACAACCAGAGUUAUGCUGUGCUGAUCAUGCGUUCCCUCCAAAUUCUAAUACUGUUCAACCACCACCGCCUACACUCAUCGAUAAAGAAGUACGAGCAGUUUUCAUGAGAACAUUUGCUCAACUUCUUCAGGGUUAUCGUUCUUGUUUGACAAUAAUUAGGAUUCAUCCAAAACCUGUCAUCACUUUUCACAAAGCAGCGUUUUUAGGAGAAAGAUGCCUCAUGGACGAUGAAUUUACUACUAGAGUGUUAGACUGCAUGUUUUUCAACAGUUUUGUUUCCGAACGAGGACCAGCUUGGCGAUCUUGUGAUCAGUGGGACGAAUUAUAUUGUAACAUGAACGAACUAAUUAGAAGUGAAAAUUUAGAUGAUGGUCGUUUAAUUUUAACUCACAUUCAAGAAUUAGCUCAAGCUUUGUACUUAAAUGAAAAUCCUAAUCCACAACCAUAUGUUCAAAAAAUUUUAAAACCUCCUGAAGGAGCAUUCACUCGGAUUCAUCAACCUCCUUUUCCGAAAAUCGAUACCACUCGUGUUCAAGUUAUCAUUAAUGAUGGCUUAGCGAAAAAUAGUUUAAACUCUAAGCUGUCAUCGAUAAAACCAAUGCCGCCACGUAUUGUACCCAUGGGACCUCCAAUAACAAAUUCAAAUGAUUUAAGGACUACUGUCAGUAACUCUGCCAGAAGAUUAGAGGUGUUGCGCAACUGUGUGAAUUGUAUUUUUGAAAAUAAAAUAUCGGACGCUCGCAAAACUUUUCCUGCUGUGUUAAGAGCUUUGAAAUGUCGAGCAGCAAGAUUAGCAUUGUGUACAGAACUUUCACAACAUGUUCAAGGUAACAAGGCCAUGCUUGAACAUCAACAAUUUGAUCUAGUUGUGCGAUUAAUGAAUUGUGCUUUACAAGAUGGUUCAGCAAUGGAUGAAUUUGGAGUAGCAGCUGCUCUCUUACCUUUGGCCACAGCAUUUUGUCGUAAAUUGUGUACUGGUGUAAUACAGUUUGCGUACACUUGCAUUCAAGAUCACGCUGUAUGGAAAAACCAAAUGUUUUGGGAAUCUGCAUAUUACCUAGAUGUUCAGCGAGAUAUAAAAUCUUUAUAUUCAGAUAACAACCUUUCAAAUCAAAAACGCUCUUCAUCAGGAAAUCAUACUAAUUCUCGAGAUAAUUAUAACAAAGACACUCUAUUGAAUGAUAGAUUUAGUAGGUCGCAAGAAUCAUCAGCUUUAGAAAUUGCAGCUGAACAAAUGAGACUACGUCCCUCGAAUAAUUCCGAUAAACUUAAAGAAUAUAUAUCAAGCGAAGAAUCAACAUUGUACAGUCAAGCUAUUCACUACGCCAAUCGAAUGGUAUACCUGCUCGUCCCAUUAGAUGCUGGAGGUACUAAUAUAAAAAAUUCAUCUAACCACCACCAAUCGACUAACAAAACUAUUGAUGAUGAAAGAACAUCUAAUAGUAUAACAAAUAGUGCUGUUGAUAGAUCAGGGAGUGUUUGCGAGUCUGACGUUGAAAGUGGUUUUGCCGAACCCGAACCAAAUGAAAUUGGUAACAAAGUAAUAAAAAUGGUCAGUCGCUUUGUAGAUAAAGUUUGUACUGAAGGUGAAGUCAGCGAAGAACACAUUCGUUCAUUGCACCAAAUGAUCCCCGGUGUAGUACAUAUACAUAUUGAAACAUUAGAUGGUGUUUAUAGAGAAUCGAAACGUUUGCCUCCUAUACAAAAACCAAAAAUAUUAACACCAAACAUGCUAGCAGGAGAAGAGCCGUUAAUGGACGGUUUAAGAGUGUAUUUGCUGCCAGAUGGCCGCGAAGAAGGUUUAGGUGGAUUAGUUGGUGGUCCUCCUCUUUUACCAGCCGAAGGGGCUAUUUUCAUCACAAACUAUCGAAUAGUUUUCAAAGGAACGCCAUUGGAUCCUUUUGCAUGUGAACAAAUUGUAGUAAGAGCAUUUCCUGUGACAUCGUUGACUAAAGAAAAGCGUAUCACUGUACAGUACUUAGCGCAUCUAGAUCAAUGGUUACAAGAAGGUCAUCAGUUCCGAUCGUGUACAUUCCAGUUAAUUAAAGUUGCUUUUGAUGAAGAAGUCAACGCUGAAGAUAUUGAAUGUUUUCGAAAGUUUAUACAUAAAGUGCGUCAUCCGCCCAAUGUUUUUAAUCAUUUUGCAUUCACCGGCCAAGUUCCGAUAUAUGAAAUGCCUAUGACAAAUGAUAAAGAAAAAAAUGCAACACUUAGAGGCUUUGCGAAAAAAACCUUAAUGAAAACGGCACGUAAAGCAGGAUUCAAACAGAAGAGUUCAUCAAAACGACACAAAUAUGUAUUACCUAACUUAUCGAAUAGCUCGAUUAAUAAAACUAACAAAUACAUGACCACCCCGGGUCGCAUGACACUUCCACCUUUUAACAACCCUGAUGACAUUUCUGUUAAUGAAUUUGAUAUGAACGUGCUUAGUACUCCAAGUCCUGUAUCAAAUGUUUCUGAUCCCAAAACAUUAGAGCGGGUAUCGGAAAGAAGUUAUGUUAGAGAUUGGAUUCGACUCGGUCUUGCUCCAAAAAAUACCAGUUCAACUAGUAUUAGUCAAAAGAAUCAGAACAAAGAACCGUUUAAAAUAACUACACUCAAUUCUGCAUACCUGAUGUGUCGAAGUUAUCCAGCUCUUUGGGUUGUUCCGUCGUUAAUUUCAGAUGACAGCAUUCGUAGAUUUUAUCGAAAUUAUCGUCACAGUAGGGUUCCUAUAAUAACAUGGCGUCAUCAACAUACAUCGGCACUAUUAUUACGUGGAGCAGGGUAUCACGGUAAAAAUCUCAUAGGGAUGUUUAAAUCUACACAUCCUUCGUCUUCAGGUGCUCUAAACUCGGAAACCAGUUCAUCUAUAGAGCAAGAGCGUUAUUUGUCAGCUAUUGUUGCUUCGACCCCUUUGUCAAAUCUUCGACACAGCGGAGCUACCUGGGGAUUAUCCGAUAGCAGCCUCAGCUUGAAUUCUUUUUUGUUGGGUGCCGAUGAAGAUAUGUUAUCGCUGGAUAACCCACGAGGAUCCAAACACUUGUCUAAAUCAUCUAGAGGACAAAACAGAUCUAGUGGCAACAACAAAGCAUUUGGACGCUGGGGUUCAGUAAAAGAUCGUAAUACAGGUUUGUCGAAAAAUAAUUCGUACACAAAUAUGUUCCAAGGUCAAGACAUGUCUAUCGCAGAUCAAGAAUCCAACUGCGACAGUACACCCGAGUUUCAUAGAGCCGCUUUGUAUAUACUUGGUGACAAAACUCAGAUGAAGGGCAUGAAAGGUGACUCUAUUAUGAAAAUUGAUUUUAUUCCUGUUGAAUACGCUGAUAUUAGGCAUAGUAAAACAUCAUUUAAAAAAUUAAUGCGAGCCUGUAUGCCAAGUUCUGCUAGCAAUGAACCAGAACAUUCAUUUUACAAAAUGAUUGAAAGCUCCGAUUGGCUACAACAGUUGCGAAAUAUUAUGCAAUUAUCUGGAGCCAUCGUAGAUCUGAUUGAUGUGCAAGGUUCUUCAGUAAUGUUGUGUUUGGAAGAAGGUUGGGAUAUAACGUGUCAACUGUCGUCAAUAGCGCAGUUAUGCAUGGAUCCAUAUUAUCGUACAAUUGAAGGAUUCCGCAUACUUAUUGAAAAAGAAUGGUUAGCAUUUGGCCACCGUUUCAGCCACCGGAGUAAUUUAGCUACUGCGUCUCAAGCUUCCGGUUUUGCACCUACAUUCCUCCAGUUUCUCGAUAUUGUCCACCAAAUACACAGUCAAUUUCCAUUAUCGUUCGAAUUUAAUGAUUAUUAUUUGCGAUUUUUGGCUUACCACUCUGUGUCGUGUCGUUUCCGCACUUUUUUGUUGGAUUGCGAGCUCGAACGAGUCGAGUGUGGAGUAGCGGCUGUGGAAGACAAACGUGGGUCUCUUACGUCUCAUCAUAAAAAUGUGGACACCGGAUCAGACGAUGAUAUUGUGUAUCCAGGUGGUCGUUUGGCCGGUACAAACAUGUCAUCUCAUUUCGUUCCAAACUUGGGACAAUCUAUAUUCGAUUACAUUGAAAAACACAAUGCCCGCACAUCGAUAUUCUAUAACUUUAUGUAUAUGCCAAAUACCGAACAACCAGUACUCAGACCACAAUCGUCGUUGCCCAAUUUAAAUGUAUGGCAAUAUUAUUUAAAGGAAGAAUUGGCACACGGUCCGAGUUACGAUCUAGAAAUAAUUCAAAUGGAUAUGCAGCAGGAAGAAGAAGCCGAAGCUGCGGACGGUAUAUCUCGGGAAACUUUGCGUAAAGUUAUUACAACCGGAUAUCAUAUUGUCGAGAGAUACACCCCAGAUGCUUUUAAAUAUUUAUUAGAUGACAUUCAUAAAUUAGAAACAGAACUCGGACUUCUGCCUCAAAAGUGGAAAGUGCUUUGGGACAAAUUGGAUCUUCCCAAAACAGAUUCUUUAAAGCGACAUGCUUCAUUUAGCACACAACUGGUUAGGUCUCAUGGACGAUUGUUGCAUAAACGUUCAACACUGGAAAUUCUCAUGCGAGGCAAAGUGAACAAUGCGACUUCGUCAAAUGCUGACAUGCCUCAUUCGCACCCUCAUCGUUUUGAGAAGUAUAAUUUUACUACUCCGACUUACUGUGAUUUUUGUUCUAGUCUUCUUUGGGGUCCGGUAAAGACUGGUAUGCGAUGCUGUGACUGCGGGUACAGUUGCCAUGAAAAAUGUUCAGAAAAUGUUCCGAAGGGCUGUACUAAGUAUAAGGCGGUAUCUGACAGGACGUUAACGAAUCAAAACGCAAAUAGGAACUGUGGUGAAACUGCUUCGGUGAACUCAAACAUGAACGGCAUUCAUCAGCAGUACUACGAACAGUUUUCGUCGAAUGUAGCUGAGAAUAGAACCCAUGAAGGCUACUUGUAUAAACGCGGCGCCCUUUUGAAAGCGUGGAAGCAGCGUUGGUUUGUAUUAGAUUCAAUAAAACAUCAGCUCAGGUACUAUGACUCGAUGGAUGAUUCUCAUUGCAAAGGAUACAUCGAUCUUGCCGAAGUGAUGUCAGUGUCUCAAGCAAAUCCUUCACCGGGAGCACCGAAAAAAACCGACGAUAAGUCAUUCUUUGAUCUGCGUACAAAUAGAAGAACAUACAACUUUUGCGCUAGCGAUAUGACGACUGCACAAGAAUGGAUAGAAAAAGUCCAAGCUUGCUUACAAUAGUUUUCUACUGUCAAAGAUACGCUAUUAUUUAUAUAUAUUUUAUUAUUAUAAUACAUUUGAUUAUUUGUUGAAACAAUAUUUAUUAUAAUAAUUAUUAUUUUAAAUUUUUUUUAGAAAAAAUAAUAUUGCGACGACCGAUAUGAUUAUGUCAUAAAUUAUAUGGUCUUUUUAUCAUUAAAUUUAAAUUGAAUGUGAUAGUUUUAUAUUUUGUAACUGUUUUUUUUCACAACUUCUUUUUAUUGUGUUUUUUUAGUUUUAUUAUUAUUUUUAUUAUUACUACUAUUAUUGUCUUACGCACACUAUGUUGUUGAAACGUGAAUUAUACUAAACCAACACCUCUUCUGUCUUUCCGAUGUAUUAUAAAUUACGAACAUUCAAAAGACUAAACUGUAUAAAUUAAUAGUCAUUUUAUUUUAUUUUUAAUUUACAGUGAACACUGUGACAUUACAAUUGUUAACACAAUCAAAGCUCUUAAUUUAUUUGUAUUAAUAAGUUAUUGUUAUUUUUGUUUUAUAUUUAACUAUUUCCAACACAUUUUUUUUUUUCUUUAUACAAUCAUAGGUAAAAAAGUAAUAAAGAAAUAGAAAAAAUAUGGUUUAUAACUAUCCGUGUGGUGUUCUGUGUAAGUAUAUUCCUAAACAAGUUACCGACAUAAACUAAAAAAAAACCCUGUUGUCUUUACAGAUGAUGUAAUUUUUU
This is a messenger RNA of Adelges cooleyi (spruce gall adelgid), 7028 nucleotides long. RefSeq names its product myotubularin-related protein 13 (gene Sbf). Lineage: Eukaryota; Metazoa; Arthropoda; Insecta; Hemiptera; Adelgidae. The transcript is spliced from 33 exons. Bases 165 to 6329 code for a protein of 2054 amino acids. The record is from RefSeq and is a predicted model, not a curated record.